Sebastes umbrosus (honeycomb rockfish) is the source of this 2541-nucleotide messenger RNA. RefSeq names its product solute carrier family 41 member 2a (gene slc41a2a). Gene Ontology annotation, biological process: monoatomic cation transport. Gene Ontology annotation, cellular component: plasma membrane. Gene Ontology annotation, molecular function: monoatomic cation transmembrane transporter activity. Lineage: Eukaryota; Metazoa; Chordata; Actinopteri; Perciformes; Sebastidae. The record is from RefSeq and is a predicted model, not a curated record.
AUGGACACAGCUUUGACUGCAUCCACCGAUUCUUUAUUGCUGUUACAUUAUUUCUUUUGGUAUUUUAGGCACCAGUGUUUCUCAGGAGCCGAGCAGCAGGAAUACCAUCCUGCCAGCUUUACACCAUGGUUGUCCCACAUUCAACAAGAUGAACACCUGCCCCCAAGUGGCUCUGUGGGCAGAGGCACCCGCCAACAGUACGGUUCCAACCCAUCCCCGUCUCAACACUCUGGAAGUCCACAACAUUUUUGCUCUAAUGGGAAUAGUUCACCAGUCAACACCAGUCUCCACCAUGAGCCACAGGACUACACCGAGACAGACUAUCUGCUCCAUCAGCUCUACGGUGGGUCAAGGACUCAGUGGAUCCCGAGAGCAAAGGAUGCAGGUGACUGUGCACCCGCUGAGUCAAUCUGCUCCAUGGUGCUUCAGAUCCUGGUGACAUUUCUGCUGGCCGGGCUCGGGACCCCGUCUCUGCUGGAUGCUGCUUGAAGUGGUUCAAACUGGGACGUGUUCCAGGAAAUCACAGAGCUCUUCAUCCUGGUCCCUGCAGUGUUAGGAAUGAAGGGAACCUGGAAAAUGACUCUGGCAUCUAGACUCUCGACUGCUGUGAAUGCAGGAAAAAUGGAACCUGCCAGAGAAAAGUGGAUGUUGAUCAUUGGGAACCUGGCGCUCAAGCAGCUACAAGCCACAGUGCUCGGCCUGUUAGCCUCGUUAAUGGCGACUGUGUUGGGCUGGAUGGCAGAAGGAGAGAUGCCCUUACAUCAUGUAAUGCUCCUGUGUUCAACCAGUGUUUCUACCGCCUUCGUGGCUUCAUUGUUGCAAGGUAUCAUUAUGGUGGGAGUGAUCAUUGGCUCCAAGCGGAUAGGAAUCAACCCUGACAACGUAGCCACGCCCAUAGCUGCCAGCUUUGGGGAUCUCAUCUCUCUGGCCUUGCUGGCCUGCUUCAGUCAGUGGUUCUACUCCCUCAUAGACUUGUAUCCCUAUGUGUUGUAUCUGGUGGAUCUGUUAUUUUUAUGCCUGAUUCCUCUGUGGGUGGUCAUCUCCUCCAAACAUCCAGCCAGUCACAUUCUGCUCCGCACAGGCUGGGAACCGAUCAUUACAGCGAUGGUCAUCAGCAGUUUUGGAGGACUUAUUCUGGACAAAACUGUGUCAGAUCCAAAUCUGGCAGGAAUCAUAGUUUAUGCUCCAGUCAUAAAUGGUAUUGGAGGAAACCUCAUUUCCAUACAGUCCAGUCGUAUUUCUACUAAUCUGCAUUUGAAUUACUCACCUGGAGUGGUUCCUGAAGAGCGUAAGGGCUGCUACAGCCCUUGUCGCACGUUCUUUGGUUCAGGAGCAAACCAUCGAUCUGCUCAGGUUCUGCUUCUCUUGGUGAUCCCUGGUCAGCUCGUCUUCUUACACACUAUCCACCUGAUGAAAGGAGGCCAGACUCUGCCCAGUCCUCUCCUGACUGUUGCCUUCUUGUCUGCUUCCCUGAUUCAGGUCUUUUCCCUGCUGUGUGUAGCCGACUGCAUGGUCCACUGUCUAUGGCGGAGGGGUAAAGACCCCGACAGCUAUGCAAUACCUUACCUCACAGCCCUCGGAGACCUACUAGGGACUGCUCUCCUCGCUCUUGCCUUCGUCAUGCUGUGGUGCGUCGGUGACUCAGGCAGUGUUUAGGUUCAAAGCAAGAAAAAGUUUGGGGAAGAGCAAAUGCAACAAAACAUCACUUAGUAGAAGUAAAGUCAAUAUAGUUGUAACAAAUACAAAGGAGCUGUUGAUGUAUUAUUAUUAUUAUUAUUGAAGCUUGAUCAAGGAGCAAUUGUCGGGUCUCCACCAGUGAUGUGUUCUCUGGGUGAAGGCCUCACAACUCUGCCCUCUCGCCCUGGUGCUCAGUGUUUUAUCCUCAUCAUGUUUUGACUUACUGAUCUCUUUGACCCUGGUUGCCCCGGAGACUGGCUCCACGGCCCCUACUGCAGACACAGCUGUACAGAUAACGGUGGCACCCUUAGACAGGAAUCCAACCCAGUGAUGUCAACACGAGGGACACUCUGAGAGACACUCUGACCUCCCAACCAAGGCGAGAGGAAUAGAUAGAAAAUUCCAUCACAACCCCUCCUUUUUGAUUGACAGAUCAACACUAAUUACCCCUCAGUGUGACCUAUUCAUUUAGCAACAAAGCACCAGAGCAUCGCCAGGGUUGAUCCACUUCACGCAGUAAUGACUAAUUCAAACAGUCAAAAGUCACAUAUCGUGAUGUUUACACUGUAUGUCAGAUGGAACAGUGGAAUAACAUAAAAAACACAUGAUGAAAACCCUUUCAUAAUCACCUUCCAUGUAGGCAUUUGUUAAGUAUUACGUUAGUUGCAUAUAAUGAUGAUAAUAAACCAUGAAUGAUACAUGAUUAUUAAAAGGCUCAUCCUUAACCUCUAGCAAUGACCUACGAGUUCCGUCUUCAAGCCAAUUAAGGCCUAACAAAGAAAAUGACCUGUAGACCUCCCUAACCCUAUAAAGGGUUAGAGAGCUCUUUGACAGAGGUCGCAGGUCACAUGCACCUACUGACAA